CUCCCUCCUAAAUCCCACCUGAAGCAAGAAACAAGACGUGAAGCGAGGGUUUCAACGUGGUCAAACACUAUUUUUCACGCCGUUUGAUAUUUCUGUCGCCUGCAAUAUUGUCGAAUUGCGUCAGCCAUGGCGGGCAGCAGUGGUCCCUUGUCGUGCCGAUUUUACCAAGACAAGUAUCCCGAAAUCGACGAUGUGGUUAUGGUGAACGUUCGGCGCAUCCAGGAGAUGGGUGCCUACGUCGGCCUGCUCGAGUACGACGACAUCGAGGGCAUGAUACUCCUCUCGGAACUCUCCAGGCGGCGAAUCCGUUCCGUCAACAAACUCAUUCGAAUUGACAAAACGGAGCCGGUCAUCGUCAUUCGAGUCGACAAAGAGAAGGGUUACAUCGAUCUGAGUAAAAGGAGAGUGACGCCUGAGGACGUAGAGAAAUGCAUUUCGCGGUACUCAAACGCCAAAGCCGUCAACUCGAUUCUGCGGCACGUCGCCGAGGUGCUCGAGUUCGACUCGAAGGAGAAGUUGGAGAAGCUGUACGAGCAGACGGCUUGGCACUUUGAGGAGAAGAGCAAGGUGAAGGGCUCAGCUUACGAGUAUUUCAAGCAGGCGGUGCACAACCCCAGCAUUCUGGACGAGUGCGGCCUCGACGAGACGGUCAAGGAGACCUUGCUGUCCAAUAUCAAGAUGAAGCUCACGUCGCCGGUGGUCAAGAUCAGGGCCGAUAUCGAGGUCGCUUGCUAUGGGUAUGAGGGCAUCGACGCCGUCAAGGAGGCUCUCCAGGCCGGCCUCGGCUGCUCCUCGGAAAAUGUGCCCAUUCACAUCAACCUCAUCGCACCCCCUCUCUAUGUGAUGACGACCUCCACGUCUGAGAAGGAGGACGGAAUCACAGCCCUGAACGCAGCUAUUGACGCAAUCAGGGACAAAAUCACGCCUGUUGAUGGCGGUCAGUUCAACGUGAAGACGGAGCCGCACGUGACGACCAAGAUGGACGACGCGAGACUGGCCAAGCAGAUGGAACAGGCCGAGGCGGAGACGCGGCAGGUGGCGGGUGACGACGACGACGAGGAAGAGGAAUCGUUCGAAGGACCAGACGUCGAGGUCAACGGCGAAGGCGGGGAAGCCGGUGAAGGCGAGGGUGUCAAAGAAAACACGGAGGAAUAACAAGUUAUAUAAUGACUUUUUUGAAAAUAAAGUGAAUCGUGUUGUAAUAAUAAA
Molecule: messenger RNA, 1209 nt
Organism: Cloeon dipterum
Lineage: Eukaryota; Metazoa; Arthropoda; Insecta; Ephemeroptera; Baetidae
Gene: eIF2alpha
Product: eukaryotic translation initiation factor 2 subunit alpha
Exons: 5
Coding region: 127-1155 (342 amino acids)
Biological process (GO): translational initiation
Cellular component (GO): eukaryotic 48S preinitiation complex; eukaryotic translation initiation factor 2 complex
Molecular function (GO): translation initiation factor activity; ribosome binding; RNA binding
Source: RefSeq, a predicted model, not a curated record